AUGGAUGGUAUUCUAUAUGAAGCACAACGUCAAGGUCGUAUUAGUUUUUAUAUGACUCAUUAUGGUGAAGAAGCUACUAUGGGAACAGCUGCAGCUUUACAACCAGAAGAUAUGAUAUUUGGUCAGUAUCGUGAAUCCUUUAUGCUUGUAUACCGCGGUUUUACUAUAGAUGAAUUUGUCAAUCAAUGCUUCUCAAACGAACUGGAUUAUGGUAGAGGCCGACAAAUGCCGAUUCAUUAUGGUACCAAGAAAUUAAAUUUCCAAACCAUCUCAUCACCUCUUGGUACUCAAAUUCCUCAAGCUGCUGGUGCUGCUUAUGCUUUCAAAUUGGCUGGAAAGGAUGCUUGUAGUAUAUGUUUCUUUGGUGAAGGUGCUGCUUCUGAAGGUGAUUUCCAUGCUGGUCUCAAUAUGGCUGCUACUCUUAAUAGUCCAACUAUCUUCUUCUGUCGAAACAAUGGUUUUGCUAUUUCAACACCAUCUUCUGAACAAUAUCGAGGUGAUGGUAUCGCUAGUCGUGGAGUUGGUUAUGGUAUUGAUACAAUUCGUGUGGAUGGCAAUGAUGUGUGGGCUGUUUACAAUGCUACCAAAGCUGCAAGGGAUAUUGCUGUAAAAGAAAAACGACCUAUCCUUAUUGAAUCUAUGACUUAUCGUAUUGGACAUCACAGUACUUCAGAUGAUUCUACAAAAUACCGUGAUCGCAAAGAAGUGGAAGAACGUGCACAAUUUGAUAACCCUAUUACCCGUCUUCGUCGUUACUUGGAACAAAAACAGUGGUGGAAUCAAGAACAAGAUGAUACCUGGCGCAAACAAAUCAAACAAUCUGUACUGACAAGUUUUGCUGCUGCUGAAAAGAAGAAGAAGCCUGCUUUGGAACAUAUGUUUACUGACGUUUAUGAUGAAAUGACGCCUAAUUUGAUUCGCCAAAAAGAGGAAUUGGAACGAUUGAUCAAAGAGUACCCUGAAUAUUACCCCACAGAUGAAUUUGCUCCCUCUUCUUCAUCAUCAUCGUCAUCACCGUCAUCAUCAUCAUCAUCAUCAUCAUCAUCAUAG
This is a messenger RNA of Halteromyces radiatus, 1050 nucleotides long. RefSeq names its product thiamine diphosphate-binding protein. The record is from RefSeq and is a predicted model, not a curated record. Lineage: Eukaryota; Fungi; Mucoromycota; Mucoromycetes; Mucorales; Cunninghamellaceae. Gene Ontology annotation, biological process: branched-chain amino acid catabolic process. The coding region runs from base 1 to 1050 and encodes 349 amino acids. The transcript is spliced from 3 exons. Gene Ontology annotation, molecular function: oxidoreductase activity, acting on the aldehyde or oxo group of donors, disulfide as acceptor.